Diachasmimorpha longicaudata is the source of this 1734-nucleotide messenger RNA. Its product is annotated as kinetochore protein Nuf2-like. Gene Ontology annotation, cellular component: Ndc80 complex; kinetochore. NCBI's taxonomy places the organism in Eukaryota, Metazoa, Arthropoda, Insecta, Hymenoptera, Braconidae. The coding region runs from base 127 to 1422 and encodes 431 amino acids. The record is from RefSeq and is a predicted model, not a curated record. The transcript has 3 exons.
AAUUCGUUUGAAAAUUACAACGGAAAAUAGGAGAGUCAAUGGUGGCGUGAGGAAGACAACUGGAGAAGUGUUUUUUGGUCCUGGUGAAGUGUUUUUGUGUUUUUGGAGAUCUUUUUGGUGGACAUCAUGGACAAUACUGAUAGCAUUGAGGCCAUGCACACCCUUCUGGAGCAUGUGGACCUCCCUGCCACUUUGGAACAGAUAAAAUGCCCCACUGAGGACUUCAUGGUGAACCUCAUCUCAGCUUUUUUUGAACAUUGUCACAUUGAUGUUGCUACGAUUAAGCAGCUGACGCCGAGCCAGCUGAACGCCCUGGAACUGACGAAUCCUGAGAACGCCUCGAUCGCCCCUAUCGUGAACCUCCGGGAGGCGAUGGCAACAGUAGGAAAUGAGAUAUUCCUGAAGGACUUCCAGAUAACGGACAUUACAUCCCCACGACACAUCAGGGCAAAAAAGCAGCUCAGGGUAAUGGGAAAUUUCCUACUCUACGCUAACAACAAGAACUAUCAUAUGAGGGAGAGGAUUGACAUGGUUUUCUCCAGAGGAGAGAAAAUUCAGACGCUUCGGACCCAGAAGCAGGAGAUCAUGGAGAAGAUGAACAAGCAAGCGAUGGUGACAGCUCAGAAGAAAGUGGAACUCAAGAAGAUUCAGCAGGAAAUCCUCGAUUACGAAGCGAAAAUUUCCCAGAAUAAAAUCAAAAUCGCAAAAGACGACAAAAUCCUAAAAGAAAAGGAGGAGUUAAAAGCCCAGAAGAUGGCGAGGAACCAAGCCAAGAGGGCAGAUCUCCAGAAGCGUCAGGAGGUCCUGGACGAGUUGAACGCAAGAAUCGUAAGGUCCCCUGAAAAAUUAAAAACCAAACUCAGGGAUCUCACUGAAGCCAGGAAAAAUCAGGAAGAGAAACGGGAGAACAUCCAGAAAACUAUCCUCCAUAAGAAAACUCUUCUCCAGAAUUUCGAGGCUGCCCUGACGCUCAUCCAGAAGGAGCACACCAAAUUGAAAGACGUUAUCGAGGAUCAGAAGAAGCUCAUAGCUGCCAAAAAGGAGUGCGACAGACUCAGGGGCGAUGUCGAGGAAGCACAGAGGACUAUCAGUCUCGCUGAGAAUCUGGACAAUCAGGAAGAGCAUCAGGUGAUCGCUGGAGCUAUUCAGGAGUGCGAGAAACAGUGCCAGGAGAGGAUUCUUAAGGCUAAGAAGAGCUUCAUGGAGAUGGACGCCGAGAAAAAAUCCUUAGAGAGAAAGAGGGAGAAUCUGGAGAUCAGGUGCACUGAGUUGGCCUCGGAGAAUUUAAAAGUCCGGAGAAUGGUGGAGGAUGUGGAAAUGGAUAUUGAGAGAUUUUUUAAGGAUAUCCAGAUGUUACAUUCCUCGGAGAUCGCCAAGGUGGAAAGGUUACACUCGGCUGUUAUCCCUAGGGUAGAGAAUUAGUUAAUUAUGAUUUAUUACAUGUGUGAUUCUCAGUAGUUCAUACAUUUUUAAUAUUCGAAAUAAAUUGAUAUUUUUACAGUUAUUUUAAUAUUUAAUUUUCACCCUUUUCUGAUGAGUUGAACGUUUUAAUUUGUUUUUAAAAUACUUCUGAAAUUUGGAAUUUAUGGAGUGAGAAAAUUUUUAAAAAGUCAAGAUAUUCAUCUUUUUUUUGUUAAAUACGUUCUUUGAUGUCUCAAUAAAUACCUAAUUAAUCUCUGAUAAUGAGGGAUUGAUAACUAUUAAAUUAUCGACCGGCGACAAUAUAGGAAAAUU